This is a messenger RNA of Chiloscyllium plagiosum (whitespotted bambooshark), 1965 nucleotides long. RefSeq names its product somatomedin-B and thrombospondin type-1 domain-containing protein. The record is from RefSeq and is a predicted model, not a curated record. NCBI's taxonomy places the organism in Eukaryota, Metazoa, Chordata, Chondrichthyes, Orectolobiformes, Hemiscylliidae.
ACCUCAGCCUGGUUCGGAUUGAAUUGGGAAGGAUUUUCUCCCAAUCACACUGAACUGAAUAAUAACUCAUCAGUGAGCAGCCCAUGUUUGUUGAGAUUGUGUCGCUUUCACUCUGUAAUACGGUAGAUUGAUGGCACCAAAGUGGAGGCUAAAGGUCAGGGAGGCUGAAACUGAUUGGGAAAUGAGAGCGGCCGUGUGGUUGACAAUGUCCCCGCCGCCGAUUUACUGCUGAGGUUUGAGCAGGGAGCCUGACCGCCUGAGACUGGAAAGGGGGCGGGAGCGAGAGGCUGGGAAACCAUUUCAAACCAGAAAGCACCAGGAGAGACCCACUGAUGGUCUGGAUCGGGUGAAAUGGAGUUGAGAAGCGUGUUGUGGGUUGUUGCAUUGGGGCUGGUUUUGUUGGAAGCGGCUGCUGAAGGUGCCUGUUUGCAGCUGGGCCGGUGUUGUAACGGGAGAGAACCUACAUGUCACAGCACUGGCUGGCGCCCCGAUCGCUCCCACGGAACCUGUUACUGUGACCAGGCUUGUACGCACACCCUGGAUUGCUGCCAUGAUUACCAACUCGCCUGCCCAGCUGUUUCUUGCAAAGUGACUGAAUGGAGUUUCUGGAGUGGCUGUGCUGAACAAUGCAAAAAUACUUACCGUGUUCGUCAACGAUACAUCACACAAGAGCCACGAAAUGGUGGAAAGCCAUGUCCUCCCUUGGAAGAAAGGGCAGGCUGUGUGGAAUAUCAUAGUGAUGAGGAUACAAUGUGCAGGCAAUCCUUGGUCCCUGCCUUGAUUACCACAGGGGGAUAUGGAAAAGCCAGGAGAAAACGAGAUGUAUUCAUUGAAUCUGAGGCACCAGCGUAUUGUGUAGAAUUUAAAGUGAAAUCAUUGACUCAGCAUUGCUUGCUGGAAAACCGUCCACACACUCGGUGGAUGCAGUAUCUGCGAGAAGGAUUCACUGUUUGUGUAGAAUGCCAGCCUCCCGCUCUGAACUCGAAGUUCCAAAGAUGUUAUGGUGAUGGCUCUGAAGCUGAAAGGAAUCAGAUUCUGCAGUGGCAUGCAAUCGGUAACUCUCAAUGCAGAGGAACAUGGAAGUGGAUUCGACAGAUCGAAUCAUGUUCUUGUCCUUCAGUUCAUAGUUUUUUAUUCAUUUGAAACCAACCUAUCCCAUCCAUGGAGAACAUCCAUUUUAUUAAUACUUGCUAAGCACUUAUACUACAGACAUCAGUCACCUGGAAUCUAAUUGAAACAAUACUAAGACUAAACAUAUGAUAUAUUCUGAAGUCUGCAAAAUAUUGUGUAUAUACAUAUGGUGAAGUGGCUGAACUGUUAUUUUCUCUAAACUGUUUUAUUUAUCAGCAUUUUCAAUACAUUGUAUCCCAUCACAGUACGUGAGACAGAAAAACUAUCUUUAACCUUUCACGAAAAGCAAUAAAUCAAAUGAAGAGGCAGAUUUUAAGCUGGAUUUCCCAAAGAACUUUCAAAAGUAAAAAUAACAAGCCAAAUGUUACAAAAUAAGUUUGGUGAUUGGUUACAGGAGUUGCUUUACAUGUCAGAAAGUCUCAGUUACUGCUGAGUGAUUGUUUGACGUCCAUAAUGUUCCCUGUACAGUCUGACAUUUAUUAUUCAUAAAUAUUUAAUUGGCAAAUCUAGUGCACUGUAACAUGUAGCUAGCUGAAGAAACACAGAGCAUUCAUUUCCAUGGUCCUUGGUGAAAAUCUAGUUGUGGCUGGGAAGCAUCAUAAUUCAUGUCAGUGAAAGAGCAGAUAACUGUUCAUUCCAGCAGACCUUUCUCUCACUACUGAACAAUUUUCAUUUCUCAUUACGGUUUACUCAUGGGUAACGAUGUAACAACUCUGUGACUUACUAGGAGAAAUCGAAAUUUCAAUGUGAAAUCCUGGCAAGAAUGUAAACAAAUGAGAGACUUGAGGGGAACACUGUGCAGAGGAUCAAUGGUAUAUUCCAAUUAUAUAUUUG